AUGAAGUUUUACCAGCACAUCCUAGCCUUGGCAUUUGCCAUCCAUGAGAUCAACCAGAACCCUAGGAUCUUGCCCAAUGUCACCCUUGGCUUCCACAUCUACGAUAGCUAUUCUAAUGCGAGGAUGACAUACAGGACUACUCUGGAUCUCCUCUUCAAAAUGCAUAGGAUUGUCCCCAACUAUGAGUGUGACAUUCAGAAGAACCUCAUCCACCACUUGCUUCAAAGCAUUUCGUUCAACAACUCAGCGGGUGAAACCGUGUCCUUUGAUGAUAAUAGGGAAACGGUUGGAGGACUGGACAUAAGGAAUGUGGUCAUGUUCCAUAACAACUCUUUCCAGUUGUUGAAAGUUGGAAAGGUGGAUCGGAAUGCCUUGGGAGGAAAAGAAUUCAUCCUUAAGGACAAUAUGAUUGUGUGGCAUGGGCGUUUUAACCAGGUACAUCCCAUUUCUCUGUGCAAUAAACACUGUUCUUCUGGUUAUCAGAAAAAAAAUAAGGAAGGGAAGAAAUUUUGCUGCUAUGAUUGUGUUCCGUGCCCAGAAGGGAAGAUCUCCAACCAGACUGAUAUGGAUGACUGUUUCCCAUGCCCAGAGGACCAAUAUCCAAAUGAGAAUAAAAAUGGGUGUAUCCCCAAAACUAUACACUUUCUGUCUUUUGAAGAACCUUUAGGGAGUGGCUUAGCCUCACUCGCUCUUUCAUUUGCCUUGAUGACGGCCUUUAUCCUUGGGAUUUUUAUCAAGCACAGAGAUACUCCUCUAGUCAAAGCCAACAACAGGGACCUCACUUACGUCCUCCUGGUUUCUCUCCUCCUCUGCUUCCUGUCUUCUUUGCUCUUCCUUGGACAACCAGGGAAAGUGACUUGCCUUCUCCGACAAACAGCUUUUGGCGUCACCUUCUCUACGGCCAUCUCUUCUGUUCUGGCAAAAACCACCAUCGUUGCUCUUGCGUUCCUAGCGACAAAGCCAGGAUCUCGGAUGACAAAGUGGGUGGGCAAAGGCCUGGCCCUUUCGGUUGUUCUCCCAUGCUCCCUUGUUCAAGCAAGCCUUUGCACGCUGUGGUUGGCGUUCUUUCCUCCAUUCCCUGAGUUAGACACACAAUCCGUGCUUGAGGAAAUCAUUCUGCAAUGCAACGAAGGGUCUGUCACCAUGUUUUACUGUGUCUUGGGCUACUUGGGUCUUCUGGCCACGGCCAGCUUCUUUGUGGCCUUCCUAGUCCGUAAGUUACCGGACAGCUUUAACGAAGCCAAAUUUAUUACCUUCAGCAUGCUGUUUUUUUGCAGUGUGUGGCUUUCCUUUGUUCCGUCAUACUUGAGCUGUAAAGGGAAGCACAUGGUGGCUGUGGAGGUCUUCUCUAUUUUGUUCUCUACGGCAGGCUUGUUGGGUUGCAUCUUUUUCCCUAAAUGCUACAUCAUUGUCUUGAGGCCUUCUCUGAACCAGAGGGAGCAACUAAUCAGGAGAAAGCAUUAA
Molecule: messenger RNA, 1464 nt
Organism: Pogona vitticeps (central bearded dragon)
Lineage: Eukaryota; Metazoa; Chordata; Lepidosauria; Squamata; Agamidae
Source: RefSeq, a predicted model, not a curated record